CGGCACCUCAUUCAUUUCCACCGGUCUCUGGUCGUUUAGCUCCAGUUGUUGUCAUCGCGGUUCCUCCGCCGCUGCCGCCCCCGCAAGGCUUCGUCGUAGCCGAGGCCAGUAACAGCGACUCGUCGCACCCGAUUCUCUUCUCUUCGUUCCCCGCCAACCGCAACCAUUGACGCCAUGUCGGGUUAUUCGAGUGACCGAGACCGCGGCCGGGAUCGAGGGUUUGGUGCACCUCGAUUUGGAGGGAGUAGGGCAGGGCCCCUAUCUGGAAAGAAGUUUGGAAAUCCUGGGGAGAAACUAGUUAAAAAGAAGUGGAAUCUUGAUGAGUUGCCCAAGUUUGAGAAGAAUUUUUAUCAGGAACACCCUGAUUUGGCCAGGCGCACAGCACAAGAAGUAGAGACAUACAGAAGAAGCAAGGAAAUUACGGUUAGAGGUCACAACUGUCCAAAGCCAGUUCUGAAUUUCUAUGAAGCAAACUUCCCUGCAAACGUCAUGGACGUGAUUGCAAGGCAAAACUUCACGGAACCCACUGCAAUUCAAGCUCAGGGAUGGCCAGUUGCUCUAAGUGGAUUGGAUAUGGUUGGAGUAGCGCAGACUGGAUCUGGAAAGACAUUGUCUUAUUUGUUGCCUGCCAUCGUCCACAUCAAUCAUCAGCCAUUCCUAGAGAGAGGUGAUGGGCCUAUUUGUUUGGUGCUGGCACCAACUCGGGAACUGGCCCAGCAGGUGCAGCAGGUAGCUGCUGAAUACUGCAGAGCUUGUCGCUUAAAGUCUACUUGCAUCUAUGGUGGUGCUCCCAAGGGACCACAGAUACGUGAUUUGGAGAGAGGUGUGGAAAUCUGUAUUGCAACACCUGGAAGACUGAUUGACUUUUUAGAAUGUGGGAAAACCAAUCUGAGAAGAACAACCUACCUUGUCCUUGAUGAAGCAGAUAGGAUGCUUGAUAUGGGCUUUGAACCCCAAAUAAGGAAAAUUGUGGAUCAAAUAAGACCUGAUAGGCAAACCCUAAUGUGGAGUGCGACUUGGCCUAAAGAAGUAAGACAACUUGCUGAAGAUUUCCUCAAAGACUAUAUUCAUAUAAAUAUUGGAGCACUAGAACUAAGUGCAAACCAUAACAUUCUUCAGAUUGUGGAUGUAUGUCAUGACGUAGAAAAGGAUGAAAAACUUAUUCGCCUGAUGGAAGAGAUUAUGAGUGAGAAGGAGAAUAAAACCAUUGUUUUUGUUGAAACCAAAAGAAGAUGUGAUGAGCUUACUAGAAAAAUGAGGAGAGAUGGGUGGCCUGCCAUGGGUAUCCAUGGUGACAAGAGUCAACAGGAACGUGACUGGGUUCUAAAUGAAUUCAAACACGGAAAAGCUCCUAUUCUGAUUGCUACAGAUGUGGCCUCCAGAGGGCUAGAUGUGGAAGAUGUGAAAUUUGUCAUCAAUUAUGACUACCCUAACUCCUCAGAGGAUUAUAUUCAUCGAAUUGGAAGAACUGCUCGCAGUACCAAAACAGGCACAGCAUACACUUUCUUUACACCUAAUAACAUAAAGCAAGUGAGCGACCUUAUCUCUGUGCUUCGUGAAGCUAAUCAAGCAAUUAAUCCCAAGUUGCUUCAAUUGGUCGAAGACAGAGGUUCAGGUCGUUCCAGGGGUAGAGGAGGCAUGAAGGAUGACCGUCGGGACAGAUACUCUGCGGGCAAAAGGGGUGGAUUUAAUACCUUUAGAGACAGGGAAAAUUAUGACAGAGGUUACUCUAGUCUGCUUAAGAGAGAUUUUGGGGCAAAAACUCAGAAUGGUGUUUACAGUGCUGCAAAUUAUACCAAUGGGAGCUUUGGAAGUAAUUUUGUGUCUGCUGGUAUACAGACCAGUUUUAGGACUGGUAAUCCAACAGGGACUUACCAGAAUGGUUAUGACAGCACUCAGCAAUAUGGAAGUAAUGUUCCAAAUAUGCACAAUGGUAUGAACCAACAGGCAUAUGCAUAUCCUGCUACUGCAGCUGCACCUAUGAUUGGCUAUCCAAUGCCAACAGGAUAUUCUCAAUAAGACUUUAGAAGUAUAUGUAAAUGUCUGUUUUUCAUAAUUGCUCUUUAUAUUGUGUGUUAUCAGACGAUAGUUAUUUAAGAAACAUGGGAAAUGCAGAAAUGACUGCAGUGCAGCAGUAAUUAUGGUGCACUUUUUCGCUAUUUAAGUUGGAUAUUUCUCUACAUUCCUGAAACAAUUUUUAGGUUUUUUUUGUACUAGAAAAUGCAGGCAGUGUUUUCACAAAAGUAACUGUACAGUGAUUUGAAAUACAAUAAAUGAAGGCAAUGCAUGGCCUUCCAAUAAAAGAUAUUUGAAGACUGAA
This is a messenger RNA of Sciurus carolinensis (gray squirrel), 2320 nucleotides long. It is a transcript of the gene Ddx5, whose product is annotated as DEAD-box helicase 5. NCBI's taxonomy places the organism in Eukaryota, Metazoa, Chordata, Mammalia, Rodentia, Sciuridae. The transcript is spliced from 13 exons. The coding region runs from base 175 to 2019 and encodes 614 amino acids. Gene Ontology annotation, cellular component: cytoplasm; nucleus; ribonucleoprotein complex. The record is from RefSeq and is a predicted model, not a curated record. Gene Ontology annotation, biological process: alternative mRNA splicing, via spliceosome. Gene Ontology annotation, molecular function: RNA helicase activity; RNA binding; ATP binding.